Molecule: messenger RNA, 552 nt
Organism: Mucor velutinosus
Lineage: Eukaryota; Fungi; Mucoromycota; Mucoromycetes; Mucorales; Mucoraceae
Exons: 1
Coding region: 1-552 (183 amino acids)
Source: RefSeq, a predicted model, not a curated record
AUGCAGCUCAACAUCUUCACCAGCUUUUUUGUUCUCUUUGCUAUCAUUGCUACUGUCUUGGCCGCCGAUAAUGGCCAUUAUACUGUGCCUGGUCUGAGCAAGAGAAAGAAGGAAAUCUUGAAAAACGGUGGUACCACUUUGGAGCUUGCUAUUGCUAUGCUUGAAACCGAAGACAUGACCACAAAGUAUGUGUACGGUGACGGUAAAACUCAAGACUCUGCCAAUUUUGGUAUCUUCAAGCAAGGCUGGUUCAUGUUGCGUACCUCUGUUUCUGAAUUUAAGCGUUAUGGUCCAUCAGAUUAUAACAAGGGUGCCGUACUCAAUACCAACUUGGCCAAGGACAUUAAAUCAAGACAGGCAUCCCAAGCUCACUUUGGUUUGGACAAGUGGUUUGCCGGCCACAGAAAUGGCCAAACUGGUAUCAACAAUCCCCACACUCAAGAUAUUCAAAACUACAAGGAUGGUGUUUAUUGGAUCAAAGCUCAACUCGAAAGCGACAAGAAGUACUUGAGCGAUGAUACCAGAUUCUGGGUUUAUGUGCAACCUAUAUAA